Cryptomeria japonica (Japanese cedar) is the source of this 2067-nucleotide messenger RNA. Its product is annotated as protein NRT1/ PTR FAMILY 5.10. Gene Ontology annotation, biological process: transmembrane transport; dipeptide transport. The transcript is spliced from 4 exons. The record is from RefSeq and is a predicted model, not a curated record. Gene Ontology annotation, cellular component: membrane. Lineage: Eukaryota; Viridiplantae; Streptophyta; Pinopsida; Cupressales; Cupressaceae. The coding region runs from base 142 to 1794 and encodes 550 amino acids. Gene Ontology annotation, molecular function: tripeptide transmembrane transporter activity; dipeptide transmembrane transporter activity.
ACGAAAUAGCAAAUUGAAUUCGACAAUCACUUCCAGGACAAAGAUAAUGACACAGAACAAGGAAAAAGUUAGAAAACCCAAAUACAAUACCAUUAUGUUUCCAUAGGUUGGGGAUCUAUUAUUGUCUAUCGAAUUCCAGAGAUGGAGGAAGCCCUGCUACCCAAAAAUGGAUGUAGUAAAGCAGCCUCCUCCAUUGCAACCCACACAGGAGGAUGGAAAGCAUCCUUUUUUAUAAUUGGGGUUGAGGUGGCAGAGAGAAUGAGCUACUAUAGCAUAAGCUCAAGUUUAAUUACAUACCUCACCAAUGAUCUCCACCAAAGCACUGCGACAGCAGCCAAGAAUGUAAAUAUAUGGUCUGGAGUCACAGCAAUUCUUCCUUUCCUGGGAGCAUUCCUUGCAGAUGUUUAUUGGGGUAGAUAUCGGACAACUCUGCUUUCUUCCAUUAUUUAUCUGCUGGGACUAAUCUGCUUGACCACAUCUGUGUCAGUCCCAUAUCUGAAACCUCCCCCGUGUGACACAACAGAGAGAUUUUGUUCAAAGGCCACUCCUCUUCAGAUUGGGGUUUUCUUCAUCUCCCUAUAUUUGAUAGCAUUGGGUACAGGAGGGCACAAACCCUGUAUAGAAGCUUUUGGUGCAGACCAGUUUGAUGGAGAUGGAGAAGAGGACAAGCAUAGGAGUUCCUUUUUCAAUUGGUGGUACUUUGGUCAGUGUUUCGGUGCUCUGAUAGCACUGUCAAUAGUUCUGUACAUAGAAGAGAAUAUAGGAUGGGGAGUGGGAUUUGCAAUCCCAACUGUGGCUAUGGCACUAGCUCUCUUUGUUUUCCUCUGUGGCUCUGUGUUUUACCAGCACAAAUUACCCUCUGAUAAUCUACUUGUUUGUGUUCGGAGAACAGUAUCCGAAUGUUUUGUAAGACCGAGAAUGGACGUCCUUCAUUUAGAUCAUCUCAAGUUUCCUGACGGAGCAGUAGGUGAAGAUAAGCAGCCAGGGGAGAAAUCAACCAGUAGCUCUGUAGAAAUGCAAAUUGAAGAAUUCAAACUCAUUCAAAGGUUGAUUCCUAUUUGGGCAACAUGUUUAAUGUAUGGCAUUGUAUUUGCACAAUCAGCUACUUUCUUUACAAAACAGGGCAGUACAAUGGAUAGAAAAAUUGGUGGGCAUUUUCAAAUCCCUCCAGCAUCCUUGCAGUGUCUGAUAGCAAUUAGUAUUCUUGUGCUUGUGCCUGUGUAUGAUUGGAUGCUUGUUCCAGUUGCCAGAAAGUUUACAAACCACAAGCGUGGCAUAACAUUGCUGCAAAGAAUAGGAUUUGGCAUGUUCAUCGCUAUGGUUGCCAUGGUUGUUGCAGCUUUGACAGAAAUUAAAAGACUAAAGGAAGUGAAGGAUAAUGAUUUAGAAGACAUGCCUGAUGCGAUAGUUCCAAUGACCAUCUUCUGGCUGCUUCCUCAGUAUGUACUCUAUGGCAUAUCAGAAGUAUUCACAAUGGUGGGAAUGCAAGAGUAUUUCUAUGAUCAAAUGCCCCAGUCAAUGCGAAGCUUGGGCAUUGCUGUAUUUUUGAGUGUUCUUGGAAUUGGGAGCUUCCUCAGCAGCAUUAUUAUCUCCAUUGUUGAUGACUUGAGCAGCAGAAGCAGUGAAGGAAGCUGGUUCUCAGACAACUUGAAUAAAGCUCAUUUGGACUACUAUUAUUGGCUUCUGGCUGCUCUUUCUGCAAUCAACCUCUGCAUAUACAUAUUUUGUGCAAAGCGAUAUAACAAUGUGAAAGUAGAAAGCAAUGUUCUGGUUGAGGAAGAUAUGCAGACUUAGUGAGCUUCAUCACUUGCUCUAUGGAUGUUUAUGGACUCACAGAGCUGCACAAGCAACUGAUCAAAAUAUGAUUAUAGGUAAGAUAGCUGUACUUUUAGUCAGAUUGUACGAAACUAUUGAUUAUCUUCCAUUAUGCAUCUGUAUUCAUGCUUGUGCUUUGUAAAGAAGUCUGAAUUGGAAUCUAUUUCCUCGUUACCGGAUUCCAUCGUCAAGCCGAAACGAAGGGUGAUGAAAAUAUUCUUUAAGUACAAUAACUCAAAACUCUUCAUGGAA